Messenger RNA from Vombatus ursinus (common wombat), 946 nucleotides. Its product is annotated as protein FAM209A-like. The transcript has 2 exons. Lineage: Eukaryota; Metazoa; Chordata; Mammalia; Diprotodontia; Vombatidae. The coding region runs from base 291 to 797 and encodes 168 amino acids. The record is from RefSeq and is a predicted model, not a curated record.
AGUACACAGGCAAUAUAAAGAAGGAACAAGGAAGUACAUUGGGCUUCAGAUUAAUCCAGCCCCAUCUUUCUUGCCUGCCCCUUUCCUUAAGCCCUUCUCUCUGACCUGGUGGUAUGGGCCAUUACACAUACACACUUCCCCACCCCCCAUCCUCCAACAGUUAUGAUGUAUUCUAGUGAUUCAGGCAGUUGGUGAUGUCACAAAAGACACAGACAAUUUGGCUUUCAGUUUCCCAGAUGCCUGGGGAAACACACUCACCAUGAGCAAAUACUCACCCCUCUCUGCUCAUCAUGCAUAUGCUGAAAUGCUUUUUGUUCUUUCUGAUGUGCACUGCUUUAGGUUAUGCCUUUAUGUUCUCUUCUCUGAAAGAGAAAGCCAAAGAACCUGUGGGUGAUGUGCCUUGCGGAGGCCACUUUCGGGUGAGACACAAUCUAUCUGACCAGGCCAAAGGCUGGCUUGGGAAUAAAUGGAUCUGGCUGUUGUUUGUUGGACUACUCUAUGCUCUAGUAAGAUUCCGUGGGGAAGGUGACAAAAAUAAGGAUAAGGACCUAAGCAGCGGAAGUUUGUGCCGCCCCCUACGAAAGAAAAAUCAGAAUGCUGCCCCUAACAAAGACUAUGCACUGAAUACCUUAACCCAACUGGAGAUGGAUCUGGUGACAUUUGUGUCUAAAGUGCGAAGUCUCAAAGUGGCCAUCGCAACUGAUAAUUCCCUCAAGCUUCCAGACUCAGAGGUCCCUUUGGAUCCACACAACAAUGUUACGAUAUAUGAAAUAUGGGGAGAAGAUGACUCUGAUUAGAUUGGUUUGGAUGUCAAAGUAGGAGAGGAAAAAAAAAAAGUUGAAUGAUUGACAAACACUAUACAAACUAAUAAACUAUUCCCAAGAAAAUAAUUCCCUCAUUUCAUACCUUUUUUAAUAUUUUAAAAACUUUUAACUUCUCUGUCAUG